Messenger RNA from Alternaria incomplexa, 852 nucleotides. RefSeq lists its product as uncharacterized. The record is from RefSeq and is a predicted model, not a curated record. NCBI's taxonomy places the organism in Eukaryota, Fungi, Ascomycota, Dothideomycetes, Pleosporales, Pleosporaceae. The transcript is spliced from 4 exons. Bases 1 to 852 code for a protein of 283 amino acids.
AUGCGUCUGCGCGCCAGCAAGUUCUUCCGCAACGCCUUGAGGGGGGGGGGAUGGAAGUCAGCACAGACUCUCAAAGUCACUUUGAAAGAAGAGGACCCUAGGAUAUUCGCUUGGUAUCUAGACACACUCUAUAACGGCACCAAGACAUCCUUCAAAGGUCAGCCGUGGUCUUUCCAGCCCAUGAGCGAGCUCUACGUCCUCGCUGAGAUGCUCAUGGACGACUCCACUAAGAAGGUUAUCCUGGCGGCCAUUCAGAAACGAUGCGAGAGCCCUCAAUUCGGCCACUCCCUCCCGGAGCCAUCUGCAGUGCGUACUAUCUACGACGGUACACCCGAGUCGAGUCCCGCGCGUCGUUUGAUGGUUGAUAUCUUCUCCCAACGUGCAAGUAAAGAGCGCAUUGAGCACUGGACGACGGAGAACUUGCCGAAAGACUUUCUCCUCGAUCUGUCGGUCAAUCUCAUCGCCCAACGUUCCCCUCUAGAUGACGAUAAUAGGGGACAAGAUGAGGGCAAGAAUGCUAAGAAGCGUGCAGCUGAAGAAUCUGACGACGAAUUAGCCCUCUAUCUUGACUCGCUAAAGUCGCCUCCAAAGGUGAAGAGGAAGAUCGUGAAGCUGAAGUUGCGUGCCGACGGCCAUGAUCGCCUCGCCUUUCCUGACAAGUACUCCGUGCUAGCCGAUGCAGACUCGGGAAAUACAAAGACAAAGGUCACUCUUGGUUCCCAACACGAUACCGCAUACAUCAGGGCUGAGCGCACAGCCGAAUGGCAGACAAACAUUAGCAACCUUCCAGGUGGUCCUGUUAAGCCGCAGAUAAUGACCGAUGACGGCAGGAGUUGGUUCGAAACCGAUUGA